AUGUCAAUUUCAUUAAAAUUAACUAUUGCAAUUCUUUUCGUUUUCAUUGGUUUGGUUUUUGCUGAAGGAUCAUCAUCAAGUAACAACCUCAUUGCCAACAGUUUAAUGGUUGCUACCUUUGCUGGUAUCUGUGGAUCAUUCAUCAAGACAUUGGCUCCAAGAUUCAUUUUCAGUCUUUUGCCAUACCACUCUGUUUCAUGUUAA
Messenger RNA from Heterostelium album PN500, 204 nucleotides. RefSeq lists its product as uncharacterized. NCBI's taxonomy places the organism in Eukaryota, Evosea, Eumycetozoa, Acytosteliales, Acytosteliaceae. The record is from RefSeq and is a predicted model, not a curated record. The coding region runs from base 1 to 204 and encodes 67 amino acids. The transcript has 2 exons.